UUCAAAAGAGAGUGCAUAUCAUUAUUAGAGAUGUCUUCAAUAACUCAAAUUUUCAUUUUGUUUCUCAUUUUCUCAGCUGCAUCAAUGGCGCCUCAAGCUAAAGCCGAUAGAUGCUCGAAAGAGUUGGAUCCAAAGUCUUGUGAUCUGCUAACAUGUCGCCAACAAUGUCCGAUUGCGUACCAGGGAAAACAUGCCAGUGGGUUUUGCAAAUUCAAUUCCGAAUCUCAACAGUACUCUUGUUUUUGUGCUUUUGAUUGCUGAAAUAAUCACUAGUGCUGUAUUGUUUUUAUGAGUAUCUU
Messenger RNA from Mercurialis annua (annual mercury), 299 nucleotides. RefSeq lists its product as uncharacterized. The record is from RefSeq and is a predicted model, not a curated record. NCBI's taxonomy places the organism in Eukaryota, Viridiplantae, Streptophyta, Magnoliopsida, Malpighiales, Euphorbiaceae. Bases 31 to 261 code for a protein of 76 amino acids. The transcript is spliced from 2 exons.